AUGCUUCUCUACACCCGCCUUGCGCCCCCAAAGAUCCCGAAGAAGCGCUCACGAGCAGACAACCCCAAUGUGCUGACCGUGGCUUCGUCUGAAAACUGCAGGAUGCAACUAUUGAAAUGUGACGAGGCGCGGCCCCGAUGCUCUCGGUGCGAGGAGCAAGACCAACCAUGCGUCUACGAGGCCAUAAAGUCUCGUCAGCGUCGACGGAGGGAGAGUCUGUCCGCCAACACCGCAUACUCCACCACCCAGGCGGACGUAUCUGCCAACCAGUGGCAGCAGCAGCAGCAGCAGCAGCUACAGCAGCAACUCCCCCGACAUGGGCACCGGAGUCAAUGCCGGGAACAGAAAAGCCCGGAGCUCUGGGAGAUGCAUACUCCCACGGUCAAUGGCACUGACUGUAUGCCCUUUCGGGCUCCGACGCCGACGAGGAAUGUCCUCGAGGAAAUGGAGAGCCUGCUGCCCUGGGCUGUCUACGAUACGGCCGCUCUAGGUGCCCUCACACCCUUGACCCCGGCAAGCUUUGACAUGCACAGCGUAGACGGGCAAUCGGCCAUGGACGGCAAUGAGAUGAACAGUGACGACGUGGAGGAGAUUAUACGCCGCGGCUCCACUGCCGGGUCGACGAUGGCACCCUUCGAACACGCCCAGCUCCGGUGCGAGCAACAAGACCAGUUUCUGCCACCGCUGCCCACUCUCGAAUUCUGCGCCCCUGCGUUUGCUGAGUUCUCGGAGCGGAAAAACCGCCGCCAUCUUGUCGGGCAUUUCUGCAACGUCCUUACCCACCUCAUCGUAUUUCGCGAAGAGUACGGCAACCCGUUCCAGCAGCUCGUCUUACCUCUAUCGGAAACUAGCCCGGUCGUCAUGGACACGAUAUACGCACUCUCUAGUGCCCACCUCGAGUUUCGCGGGGUUCAGAAUAUCGAAAAGAGCGAACACUUCCACGGCAAGGCAAUACAGGGGCUGGCACGUCUCAUCGAGAAGGGAAAGAGUGCCAACCGCAACGAGUUGCUUGCGGCCAUCAUACUGCUCGUGUACUAUGAAGUGGUGAGCGAAACAAACCUUGGCCGUCUGGUGCAGAAGGGUCGGUCCAACAUUGUGGAUGAGCAUCUCAAGGGUGCUAUAAGCAUCAUGAACAACUUCGAGGCCAGCACAGAUCCAACAAGCGUCUUCCUGGAAAGGCAUGACCAUGAAGCUGACCUCUCCUCGUUCCUCCUGCCCCAGGCCUUUAGAUUCUACGACGUCAUCGCGGCCCUGUCCUUUGGGACGGCACCGCUGUCAUCAGACUCUGGAAGCGGCUCCCGUAUCCCACUGCCGCCGCUCGAUUCCCGCGGGGCUACUUCGCCCGUUGGCAGCGUAGACACCCUCUUGGGCAUGGCAACUGCACUAUGGCCCGUCAUUCACCGCCUGUCCGGUCUUGUGUGCAUCAGAGAUAAGCUCGAGGCAGCCGUGGUACGAGGGAUGACGUCGGAAGCCACGGUACUGCGCACCGAGCUCGAAACUGCAGCUUCGGCCAUACAGGUGGCACUCAACCGGUGGCAGCCCAUCCUGCCACCGGACGAUUCGAGGACGCCGACCGAUAAGGCCCGGCUGCAGGGCAUCCUCAACAAUGCGCUAGCCUACCGUCACUCAGCCCUCGUAUACCUGUUCCGGACCAUCUACGGGUAUGAGCAGUCGCACGCGCUGGUCCAGCAGAAUGCGCACCUGAGCCUGGUGUACUGCAUGGGCACGGCGGCAGGCGAGGGCCCCAAGAGCGCGUUGCUGUGGCCUCUGUUCGUGGCAGCGUGUGAGGCGACGAGCACGGUUGACAGAGAUCUCGCGCGGCAGGCCUUUCAGUCGAUCGACAGGGUGCAAGGCAUGAUGAACAUCGAGAGAGCAUGGGGCAUCGUCCGAGAGGUAUGGCGAAGGGCGGAUGCCGACGAGGCACUCGGGGCCUCGCAGCAGAGCCACAUGGCGCCUGGGGAGGUUCGGCGGCGCACGGACGGGGAGAUGAGCCGAAAUAUCACCUCGGGCUGCGGCACCAAGCGGGGAGGGGAUCUCUGGAGGCGGGUGAGCAAGGACAUGGGCGUGACGAUUGUCCUGGGGUGA
This is a messenger RNA of Geosmithia morbida, 2085 nucleotides long. Its product is annotated as Pfam:DUF3468. Bases 1 to 2085 code for a protein of 694 amino acids. NCBI's taxonomy places the organism in Eukaryota, Fungi, Ascomycota, Sordariomycetes, Hypocreales, Bionectriaceae. The transcript is spliced from 5 exons. Gene Ontology annotation, cellular component: nucleus. The record is from RefSeq and is a predicted model, not a curated record. Gene Ontology annotation, molecular function: transcription cis-regulatory region binding; zinc ion binding; DNA-binding transcription factor activity, RNA polymerase II-specific. Gene Ontology annotation, biological process: positive regulation of transcription by RNA polymerase II.